This is a messenger RNA of Protobothrops mucrosquamatus (brown spotted pit viper), 2535 nucleotides long. Its product is annotated as inositol 1,4,5-trisphosphate receptor type 3. Gene Ontology annotation, biological process: calcium ion transmembrane transport. Gene Ontology annotation, cellular component: endoplasmic reticulum; membrane. The transcript has 16 exons. Gene Ontology annotation, molecular function: inositol 1,4,5 trisphosphate binding; inositol 1,4,5-trisphosphate-gated calcium channel activity. The annotation marks the transcript as partial. The record is from RefSeq and is a predicted model, not a curated record. Lineage: Eukaryota; Metazoa; Chordata; Lepidosauria; Squamata; Viperidae.
CUUGGUACCUGCCCAACCAAAGAAGACAAAGAAGCUUUUGCCAUCGUUUCUGUUCCAGUGUCAGAAAUCCGAGAUCUGGAUUUUGCCAAUGAUGCCAGCUACAUGCUAGCUAAUGUGGUAGAGAAAAUGAAUGAAGGAUUCCUUAGUCAGAAUGACCGGAGAUUCGUCAUCCAACUGUUGGAGGACUUGGUUUUUUUUGUCAGCGAUGUACCCAACAACGGUCAAAAUGUUUUGGAUAUUGUUAUUACCAAGGCCAACCGAGAAAGGCAAAAACUUAUGAGGGAACAGAACAUACUGAAGCAGAUCUUUGGAAUUCUGAAGGCUCCAUUUAAAGAAAAGGGUGAGGAAGGUCCACUUGUACGCCUGGAAGAGCUAUCUGACCAGAAGAAUGCUCCAUACCAAUACAUGUUCCGACUCUGCUAUAGGGUACUGAGGCAUUCCCAGGAGGAUUACCGCAAGAACCAGGAACAUAUUGCUAAGCAGUUUGGAAUGAUGCAGUCACAAAUUGGCUAUGACAUUUUGGCUGAGGACACCAUCACUGCCCUCUUGCAUAACAACCGUAAACUUCUUGAAAAGCAUAUAACCAAAACUGAAGUGGAAACCUUUGUGAGUCUGGUGCGAAAAAAUCGAGAACCCAGGUUUUUAGACUAUCUAUCAGACUUGUGUGUGUCAAAUCAUGUAGCCAUUCCUGUAACUCAGGAGCUGAUCUGCAAGUGUGUCUUGGACCACAAGAACACUGAUAUCUUGAUCCAAACUGAAUUGAGGCCUGUGAAGGAAAUGUCUCAGACUCAUGAGUACCUGAGUAUUGAAUUUUCUGAAGAGGAAGUCUGGUUGACCUGGACUGACAGAAACAAUGAUCAUCAUGAGAAAAGCAUCCGACAGCUGGCCCAGGAAGCACGAGCAGGAAAUGCCCAUGAUGAGAAUGUUUUGAGUUACUACAGAUACCAACUGAAGCUGUUUGCCCGCAUGUGCAUGGAUCGGCAAUACUUGGCCAUUAAAGAAAUCUCCAAGCAAUUGGGUGUGGAGCUAAUAUUUCUCUGCAUGGCAGAUGAAAUGUUGCCCUUUGACCUCCGAGCCUCUUUCUGUCAUCUCAUGCUGCACGUACAUGUGGACAGGGAUCCACAGGAGAAAGUAAUGCCUGUGAAAUUUGCACGCCUGUGGACUGAGAUUCCUACAGCUAUCACUAUUAAAGACUAUGAUUCUAAUGUGAAUAGUUCAAGAGACGACAAGAAGAAUAAGUUUGCCAGCACAAUGGAGUUUGUGGAAGAUUAUCUCAACAAUGUAGUCAGUGAAGCAGUUCCCUUUGCUAACGAGGAGAAAAAUAAACUGACUUUUGAGGUUGUCAGCCUUGCCCACAACCUCAUCUACUUUGGCUUCUACAGCUUCAGUGAACUGCUGCGUUUGACACGGACUCUUCUUGGCAUCAUAGAUUGUGUCCAGAACCCUCAGUUGAUGAUGCAGGCCAUGUAUAAUGAUGAUGUGGCUGGGAAAAAUGUCCGAAGAUCUAUCCAUGGUGUUGGCCAGAUGAUGUCUACUAUGAUGCUGAGCAGGAAGCAGUCCAUCUUUGGUUCAUCAAACAUGAAUGCUGUGGUUGUUCCUGAGCCAGCAGAUAGGGGAAGAAACAUAGAAAAUGAAAAUAUAGUAGUGAUGGAAACAAAACUGAAAAUUCUAGAGAUAUUGCAGUUCAUUCUAAAUGUGCGACUAGAUUACAGGAUCUCCUAUUUGCUCUCGGUGUUCAAGAAGGAGUUUGUGGAAGUUUUUCCCAUGCAGGACAGUGCAGCAGAUGGAACAGCACCAGCCUUUGACUCUACAACUGCAACAAUGAAUCUGGACCGGAUUGGGGAGCAGGCCGAAGCCAUGUUUGGGGUUGGGAAAACAAGCAGUAUGUUAGAAGUGGAUGAUGAAGGAGGACGUAUGUUUCUCCGGGUACUAAUCCAUCUGACAAUGCAUGAUUAUCCACCUCUUGUCUCAGGCUCUCUUCAGCUUCUCUUUAAACAUUUCAGCCAGCGUCAAGAGGUCAUGCACACCUUUAAGCAGGUAAAUGCUCAAUGUAACUCUCAGUGGUGGGAAUAUUUUGCAGUUCUGAUUCUGGAGCGACUAAAUAAAAUGUGUGGUGUUGGUGAGCAGAUGCGAAAAAAACAGCAGCGUUUGCUGAAAAAUUUGGAUGCUCACAAAGUGAUGCUGGAUCUGUUGCAAAUCCCUUAUGAGAAGGGUGAUGCCAAAAUGUUGGAGAUUUUAAGAUUAACCCACCAGUUCCUACAGAAAUUUUGUGCGGGCAACCAAGAAAAUCAGACCCUUCUGCAUAAGCAUCUCAACUUGUUCCUUACUACUGGGCUUCUGGAGGCAGAGACAAUGCAGCACAUCUUUCUGAACAAUUAUCAGCUGUGCUCUGAGAUCAGUGAAGGGGUGCUACAACAUUUCAUCCAUUGUCUGGCUACACAUGGGCGCCAUGUUCAGUAUCUUGAUUUCCUUCACACUAUCAUCAAGGCUGAGGGCAAGUACAUUAAGAAAUGCCAGGACAUGAUCAUGACUGAG